GUUACUCGAUCUAUAUAAUCGUGUAUUUAAGCUUGAUAUCCCCCCAUUCUCUCGAGAGACUUAUUCUUAAAUCAGUUUAUGAUUCACUGUGCGAGAAUACAGACUGCCAAAGCUAGCCGACAUCUACUCUCAGCGAAAUGUUUCAGAUUGUUGCAGUUGUGUUGGCAAUUUGUUCCCUGCAUCUGACACAGGGAUACAGCACCGGGCCCCCUCUGUCGGCGUGUGGAGACAUGUUCCCUCACCACGGGGCUGAUGCCCAGAUGAGUGCCCCGCCCUAUGUGAUCACUGUUGACAACCCUAGCUAUACACCCACCGACGACAACAUUACCGUUACCAUAUCAACAACGAACACGGAUCAUCCAUACUUUCAAGGGUUUUUCCUCCAGGCACAUAGCGCUGACUGCAUGUCCUCAACUGUUGCCAGGGGGUUCUUUGUUGGCCCUUUGGACUCCAACACCCAGAGCAUGACAUGCAGCGGACCGCUCUCUAAUAACGCUGUUUCCCACACCAGCGCCAGUAGGAAGACAUCAGUCACUGUUACCUGGAGGAACCCCAAUGGAGGAGACGUCUACUUUCAGGCAACCAUAGUGAAGAGUCGCGACAUCUUCUGGGCCAAUGUGCAGAGUAACACUGUUUAUGAUUCAAGUCAGAAUAACACUAGAAUGUACAGCUAUUGUCCUGCCCGACAGGCCAUAUCUGUCUAUCCAUAUGGUUCAACAGCGACAAACCACGGUCUGGAGAGGGCUGUGUUGUUUCUUGCUUUCACUGCUCAAUUGCUGCGGCAUUUCAAUGCAUAAGACAACACAAGGGCGGAGUGAUAUGUCAACGUUAACAGUGUCAUACAACUAAAUCGUCACCGAUGCUAAACUGAAAGUAGAUAAAAUCUCAAGAGACAUUUUAUUGAUUUCAUUAAGGAUUACUGAUCAAAACAAAACUACCUGUUAUGUUAAUAUUAUCUUACAUUACAAGUUGAUAUUGAAUGAAUUGCAUACUGGCGAAGAUGAAGCAACGAUUGACUGAACCCCUUGACUGAACAAUCCAACAUUUAUCCACUUCUAUCAAACAGAUGUUUGCAUCGUCACCUAUUAAUAGAAUCAAUUUAUCGAAUGUUAUAUGCGAUCAAUAAAGUUAGCUAUAUAUUUUUA
Molecule: messenger RNA, 1145 nt
Organism: Haliotis rufescens (red abalone)
Lineage: Eukaryota; Metazoa; Mollusca; Gastropoda; Lepetellida; Haliotidae
Product: putative defense protein
Exons: 5
Coding region: 138-797 (219 amino acids)
Molecular function (GO): oxidoreductase activity, acting on metal ions
Source: RefSeq, a predicted model, not a curated record